Messenger RNA from Daphnia carinata, 629 nucleotides. RefSeq lists its product as uncharacterized. Lineage: Eukaryota; Metazoa; Arthropoda; Branchiopoda; Diplostraca; Daphniidae. The transcript is spliced from 3 exons. The record is from RefSeq and is a predicted model, not a curated record. The coding region runs from base 73 to 474 and encodes 133 amino acids.
GUUUUAAAUCUGCAUUAGUAAUUUAGUAGGGGGCCAUAUCAGAUACUGAACUAACGUCUCAUAACACCGUUCAUGAUGAUGUGUCAGAAUACUGCCAGAAAUAUUGAAAUAAAGGCGAAAAUUCACGACGUAAACGCUGUGAUAAAAAAGGUUGCUGAAGUGUGUAAAAUGGAAAUGGAAGUGAUUGAGCAAUGUGACACUUUUUUCAAAACGGAAAAUGGCCGCCUGAAAUUAAGGGAGUUUAAAGACGGCAGCGGAGAACUUAUUUAUUAUGAUAGACCUGAUGUAGAUGGUCCAAAGCUAUCGAGCUAUUCAAAAUCGUCGGUAACCAAUACAACCUCAUUAAAAAGCGUCCUACAAAUGGCUUUGGGUGUAAAAGGCCUGGUGAAGAAAAAACGUCUGCUGUGGCUUUUCAAUCAAACGAGAAUUCACGUUGACGAAGUGGAAGGUUUAGGAUUUUUUUUUGGAACUUGAGGUGGUAUUGAACGAUAACCAAACACCAGAAGACGGAACACAUACGGCCCAAGAGCUACUUGACAUUUUGGGUAUUCCAGUUUCUGAUCUGCUGUGUGGUUCCUACUUGGAUUACUUAAAUACUUCCAAAUCUUAAAUACAGUACAACUUUCUCA